This is a messenger RNA of Mauremys reevesii (Reeves's turtle), 1869 nucleotides long. It is a transcript of the gene AJAP1, whose product is annotated as adherens junctions associated protein 1. The transcript has 6 exons. The record is from RefSeq and is a predicted model, not a curated record. Gene Ontology annotation, cellular component: cytoplasmic side of plasma membrane; cell-cell contact zone; plasma membrane. The coding region runs from base 135 to 1349 and encodes 404 amino acids. Gene Ontology annotation, molecular function: beta-catenin binding. Lineage: Eukaryota; Metazoa; Chordata; Testudines; Geoemydidae.
GUGAGUGCGCCCCUCGGUAGCCUGCCUCGCCGCCGCCGCCAGCAGCCCUGCCCGGGAACCCGGCGUGCAACCUCGGGGCGGCGCGGAUGGCCGGGGAGAUGAAGAUCUGAGCCUCAAAUAUUUGAAACGUGACCAUGUGGAGAAAACAGCUUUUAGCAAUCAGUUCGAUGUCUGUCCGCAGGUCAGGUUGCCCGGUAGGAAGCCAUGCUUGGAUAUUAAUAGCCAUGUUUCAACUAGCCAUGGAUUUCACCAUCUGUGAAUCUGUAGCCCAAGGCCAAGGGUUUAGGCUCCUGCAAAGGCCUUCUCACUGGCAUAGAUUGUCCCAUAGUCCUUUGUGGAGUUUUAAAAAUGGACAGCAACUGAGGAUUCCUGGCCCUUUUUGGAACCAUGUUUCUUCUCAUCCUGAACGAUCUCAUGGGCAAAUACAAACAUAUCAUUCAAAAAGGCCACACAAAGCCACAGACCAGUUAGCAGGCCUUCUUUAUAAAAGCAUGCAAUCCAAGCAUUCUGCUACUGCAAAAUCAGCCCCUUUUGUUGUAGAUGGGAGCAGCAGGAGUACAGACCAGCAGACUCAUUUGAAAAGAGGGAAAAGGCACCUCCGAGGAAGCAAUUUUGAUCACAGAGACAGCAGGCCCACCACGGUGCCUGAAGUAAUUGUAUGGGGCCCAACAGGGGAAGAGGACUCCAUAGAAACUAGUACGUUCCCUGGGAAUUAUGGCACCACCACAACUUCUGCUUUACAAACCAGAACGACUACUGUGGCAACCACCACCACCACCACCACUUCCACCACUGUACGGUCUAAGGGGUUCACAACAUCACCUGUGCCAGGGCUUAACACACACAAGAACAACCCUGGCAGGAUUAGCACAACGGAACCCUACACCAGCCACAAGAGCAAUGGAAAAGAAGCCCGUCCACCUAAGAUAAUGGGAGACACUACAGGUCUGGCAGUCCAUCAGAUCAUCACAAUCACAGUGUCCCUCAUCAUGGUCAUAGCUGCUCUGAUAACAACUCUUGUUUUAAAAAAUUGUUGUGUGCAAAGUGGAAAUACACGGCGGAACAGCCACCAACGCAAAAUCAAUCAGCAGGAGGAGAGUUGCCAGAACUUGACGGACUUCACUCCGGCCCGUGUGCCCAGUAACCUGGACAUAUUCACAGCCUACAAUGAAACACUACAGUGCUCCCAUGAGUGCGUCAGGACACCAAUGCCAGUGUAUACAGAAGAGAUGUUACACUCGCCCGGUGAUUAUAAAACAACGUUCAAUGGAAAUAGACCCUCUUCUUCUGAUCGGCAUCUAAUUCCUGUGGCCUUUGUGUCUGAGAAAUGGUUUGAAAUCUCCUGCUGACUGGCCGAAGUCUGUUUUACUUCCUGGGGGCAGGGCAGACGCCAUGUGUCUAUUUCCUGGAUUCCAUUGGUGAACCUGUAAAAAAAAUGGGUUACCUAUACCUACUAUUUCUGUUUACCAGUAGGAGACUCAAACAGCAGCACUCUAUGUGCCAAAUAUAUUUUUAUAAAAUGAACACACCUGUAGGAAACUGCAUUUUCAAAGCGCGCAUUUAUGGGAGAAGAGAAAAAAAUGUGCAAGCAAAGAAGCCUAUGAAGAAAGAGGAAGUUAAGACGAAAUAAAGGAAAAGGACUGAACAUCUGGAGUUUGGGAUAUGGACUCUGAUUCUGAACCUGUGCCAAUAAUACCAUUAUGUGCCAUGUACUGAUCUGAAAGACUUCACAAGAAGCUGGAGCUAAGUGAAUUACACAUAGAAAUAUUAGAGAAAACCGGGGUGGGGACUUCUGAUAGAGUCAGUAUUUCUGGUUAAUAUACAUAUAUACAUAUAGAUAUAAAUAUAUAUAUAUAUACACAAACACAC